Messenger RNA from Pyrenophora tritici-repentis Pt-1C-BFP, 960 nucleotides. RefSeq names its product metal-dependent hydrolase TIM-barrel protein. The record is from RefSeq and is a predicted model, not a curated record. Gene Ontology annotation, biological process: secondary metabolic process. Lineage: Eukaryota; Fungi; Ascomycota; Dothideomycetes; Pleosporales; Pleosporaceae. Gene Ontology annotation, molecular function: carboxy-lyase activity; hydrolase activity. Gene Ontology annotation, cellular component: cytosol; cytoplasm.
AUGACCAAGAUCGCCAUGGGGAAAAUCGACGUCCACCACCAUAUGCUGCCGCCCGAGUACGUGCAAAAAUGGAAGGAGGCAUCUGGUAUCCCCAAAGGCCUCAAACUCCCAACCUGGGACGUGGAAAUAGAUCUGGACUUCAUGGACCGCAACAACAUUUCCGCCUCAAUCCUCUCCCUCAGCGCCCCCGGCCUCGCCUUCGUCAAACCAGCUUCAGAAGCCACAGCCCUAUGCCGCUGGGUCAACGAAUACGCCGCCAAUAUUGUGACUGCGCACCCCACGCGCUUCGGCUUUUUUGCCUCCGUGCCACCCCUUGACAACAUACUCGCCUGUCUUGAGGAAAUCCGCUACGCCCUCGACGUCCUCAAAGCAGACGGCGUAGCUCUACUAUCAAGCUACUCCGACAAAUACCUAGGACACUCAGAGUUUCGCCCCCUAUGGCAAGAGCUCAACGCCCGCAACGCCGUCAUAUUCAUCCAUCCGACCUUUGCUCAAACCUGGGGUGCACCCUCUGAUCCUAGUAUCCCCCGUCCCAUCAUUGAUUUCCCACACGAAACUACUCGUACAGCUGUUCACCUCAUCACAUCCAACACGAUCCGCGAUUUCCCCAAUGUCAAGAUCAUUCUGUCGCAUGGCGGCGGCACGCUACCGUAUGUGGCUACGCGAAUCGCGCAUCAGACGGCUGAUUUGGGGCUGAAAGAUAAGAGCGCAGAGGAAUUCAUCAGAGAGGCAAGGGGCUUCUACUUUGAUCUCGCAUUGACGGGGUUUGAGGGGCCGGUCAAGGCGCUGAGCGAGUUUGCGUACGAGGGGCAUGUGCUGUUUGGGAGUGAUUUUCCUUUUGCGAGGGAGGGGACUAUUGGGACGCAGAUUGAGAGGAUUACGGCUGUGGAUAUGAGUGAUAAGGCGAGGGAGUCUAUCGAUUGUUGGGCGGCGAAGAGGCUAUUUCCCAGAUUUGGGUAG